CGCGUGGGGGAAUAUCGUCGCGUGUUGCUGCUCACAACAGUCAUGGCUACCGUCGGUUUCUGUGGAGACUGGUUCAUUUUAACCUGCGACAAGAAGCUAGUAGCCGUUCACAUCAAACAGAGCAGGGAAGCAUUUGUGUUUGACUGCAGCACUGCUGAGAAGAAGCCCAAGAACACACAGGACAGCAACAGCAGUGAUGGCUGUGCCUCAGAGGAAACAGGAAGUGACAGAGUCCUUGCCUUCACUGUAUCUCCCUCUGGGAAGCUGCUGGCACUGACUGAUGACACCAAGAGGCUGGUUCUCUUUCACUGUGAGCCUUCAUGGAAGUGCAUCAGCAUCAGGUGGGUGGUGAGGAGGUGCACUUCCCUGGUGUUCAGCCAGGCUGAGGAUGAGCUGCUGGUGGCUGACAAGUCAGGAGACGUGUACUCCUUCUCAGUGGAGGAGCCGCAGAGGGAGGGCGAGCUGAAGAUGGGUCACCUGUCCAUGCUGCUGGCUGUAACCAUGUCACCUGACAACAGGUACAUCAUCACAGCCGACCGCGAUGAGAAGAUCAGAGUGAGCCACCUCAGGUCUCCAUACAACAUCCAGUCCUUCUGCUUGGGACACCAGCAGUUUGUCAGUGCCCUGCUGGUCCCAUCAGCUCAGUUCCACUGUCUGCUGUCUGGAUCAGGGGAUGGGACCGUGAAGCUGUGGGAGUAUGAGUCCGGCCGGAGGCUGCAAAGCUGGGACCUCAGAGAGCUUGAAGACACACGGAGCUCUGAUCCUGACGAAGAGAAGACGCCAACUGUGAGCCGCAUCACCUGUUCCCCUGAUGGAUGCCACAUCGCUGUGCAGUGUGAGAGAGUGUCCUCGGUUCAGUUCUUCUAUCUGCAGCGAGGGAGUGAAGACAGGCUGGUUCCACACAGCAGGCUGUCCCUGUCCCACUGUCCCCUGGACAUGACCUUUGACCCAGAGGGACGGCUCUGGGUGCUGAUGGACUCAGAUGAUGCUCCACUCCAAGUCUACACACACACACAUGGCUCCUGGCAGUGUGAAGCUGUGAGCCCUGAACUCAAAACUGUAACUGAAGCCCUGAGGCCACACUGGGAGACGCUUGAAGCCUCCACACGGAGCAGCAGCACCUCUGAGCAUCUGUACAAGUCCAGUUUCGACAAUGUGGCCGUGUACCUGCAGAAGAAGCAGCAGAGGCUGGAGGAGCAGCAGCUGAAGAGGACCAUGACACAGGAAGCAAAGAACAAGAAGAAGAAGAAGAUGUCAGGAGGCGGAGCUCUGUCAUCCGACUGAACAGACACUUUGAGAAAAACAGAUGUUUUCCUUUAUGUUGAUGAAUCUAAGUUGAACAUGUGCUCUGAUGAAGCACCUGGAGAGAGACUGUGCUUUACCACAUGAACUGUGCAGAUGUUGAUUUUUGUUGAUUUUGUUUUCCAGAUUUUUCCAGAAUAAACAUUGAACUAACAGAGUGAA
Messenger RNA from Seriola dumerili (greater amberjack), 1464 nucleotides. It is a transcript of the gene wdr4, whose product is annotated as WD repeat domain 4. Bases 43 to 1284 code for a protein of 413 amino acids. Lineage: Eukaryota; Metazoa; Chordata; Actinopteri; Carangiformes; Carangidae. The transcript is spliced from 11 exons. Gene Ontology annotation, cellular component: cytosol; tRNA methyltransferase complex; nucleus. Gene Ontology annotation, biological process: RNA (guanine-N7)-methylation. Gene Ontology annotation, molecular function: protein binding; tRNA (guanine(46)-N7)-methyltransferase activity. The record is from RefSeq and is a predicted model, not a curated record.